Messenger RNA from Diutina rugosa, 1608 nucleotides. Its product is annotated as MFS transporter. The transcript has a single exon. Gene Ontology annotation, molecular function: transmembrane transporter activity. The record is from RefSeq and is a predicted model, not a curated record. Gene Ontology annotation, biological process: transmembrane transport. NCBI's taxonomy places the organism in Eukaryota, Fungi, Ascomycota, Pichiomycetes, Serinales, Debaryomycetaceae. Bases 1 to 1608 code for a protein of 535 amino acids.
AUGUCAUCGAUCGACGAGAAGACGGUGCCCGCGGGCGUCGACGAGAAGGUAGUCGGGCGUGCCAGCAGCGACGGCGACGUCGAGGCGGCGGUGCUGUUCGACCACCGCCUGGUGUACGACGAAAAGGCGCUGAUGGAGGACAUGUACGCCUUGGAGAACGACGACAUCAUCUUGCUGAAGAAGAUGAAGCUCGUCAACGACGCCAUCGACGAGAUCGGCUUCACCUGGUACCACGCCAAGUUGUUCCUUUUGUCCGGGAUGGGCUACGCCACCGACACCCAGUUGACCUACCUCGAGCUGAACGUGCGUAAGUUUAUCAACUGGCAGUUUGGCUACCUGUUCCCAGUGUCGGCGGAAACCUACGCCCUCGGGAUGUGUCUUGGUGCCGUCUUCUGGGGGUUGCUGGGCGACUUGAUCGGGCGCCGGUUGGCGUUCAACUUGUCGCUCCUCUUGCUGGGGGCGUUCACCAUCGCCACCGGCGCCAUGGGCACCUUCACCACCUAUAACUUAUUCGUCAUUCUCGUGUCGUUUGCCGCUGGGGGCAACCUUGUCCUCGACACCUGUGUCUUCCUCGAGUUUUUGCCCCACAAGGACCAGUGGUUGAUGACGUUCUACGCGUUGUUCUGGGGUGUAGGUCAAGUAGUCGCGGUAGCCAUCUCCUAUGCGUUUUUGCCCAACAACUCGUGUCCGGGUCCCGACAACUGCCCCCUGGAGCUCAACCACGGGUGGCGGUACGUCUACUACACCAACGGGGGCAUCGUGUUUGCCCUCGCCAUUUUGAGACUCACGGUGAUCCGCCUCCAGGAAACGCCGAAGUUCUUGGUCGCCAACAAGCGUGACGAGGAGUGCGUCAACAACUUGCACGAGCUCGCCCGCAAGUACGGGCGGACGUGCUCGUUGACCCUCGAGGACUUGGAGGCGUGCGGCACCAUCACCUCCAACGACGACUACCGGAAAAACGUCAACGUCAAGGGGACGUUGAGACUCAUCCGCGACCACAUGAAGGUGCUUUUCAGCUCGCGCAAGGCGAUAAGACUGUCGACGCUCUUGUUCUUCCUGUGGUUCUGUCUCGGGAUCGCCUACCCGCUCUACUCGCUGUUCUUGCCCAUGUACUUGGAGUCUCGCGGCGCCAAGGUCUCCGCCGACACCACCCAGGGGGUGUACCGCGACAACUUGAUCACCAACGCCUGUUCCAUCGGGGGUCCCAUCAUCGCGGGUUUGCUUCUUUACUUCUUCCCCAUUAUCGGUCGCCGCGGGGUGUUGUGCAUCGGGGGUUUGCUGACCAUGGCCUUCCUCUUUGGCUACACCCAGGUGAUGAACCGGGCCCAGAUGGUGGCGAUGGGGUCGUGCGUGUUUGUGUGUCUCUACAUCUACUACGGGGUGAUCUAUGCCUACACCCCCGAAGUGCUCCCCGCCUCCGCCCGUGCCACCGGUAACGCCAUGUGCCUUUUGUGUACGCGUAUUGCCACCGCCAUUGUCCCCGUCAUCGCCUACUUCGCCAACACCCUGACCCUGGUCCCCAUCUGGAUCUGUGGUGCCCUCAUGGGGGUGAUUGGGUUGGUGGCGAUUUUCCUCCCCUUCGAGCCGUCGAAGCAACGCACGGUGUAA